Molecule: messenger RNA, 4466 nt
Organism: Eptesicus fuscus (big brown bat)
Lineage: Eukaryota; Metazoa; Chordata; Mammalia; Chiroptera; Vespertilionidae
Gene: SPART
Product: spartin
Exons: 9
Coding region: 219-2237 (672 amino acids)
Biological process (GO): negative regulation of BMP signaling pathway; cell division
Cellular component (GO): plasma membrane
Source: RefSeq, a predicted model, not a curated record
CGCCCCGCCCCCUCGGCCUCGGGCCUCUCCUCCCGGAGCACCCGUUGGCCAUUUUUGCUGCCCGCCCGGCUGUUUACUUUCGCUUCGGAAACAGCAGGGAUCCUCCCCCGGCGCUGACAGCCUCGUGGGCGUUCCUCCCCUUCUUCCCGGCAGCGUGGCCGGGAGCGGAGGCUGCGCCCUCUCCGGAGCACCUUUAUCCCGCCACCGGGUGGAGGGAAAUGGAGCAAGAGGCACAAAAUGGAGAACCUGCUGAAAUUAAGAUCAUCAAGGAAGCAUACAAAAAAGCCUUUUUAUUUGUUAAUAAAGGACUGAAUACAGAUGAAUUAGGUCAGAAGGAAGAAGCAAAGAACUACUAUAAGCAAGGAAUAGGACACCUGCUCAGAGGAAUCAGCAUUUCAUCAACAGACCCUGAGCACACAGGUCCUGGGUGGGAAUCUGCUAGGCAGAUGCAACAGAAAAUGAAAGAAACACUACAGAAUGUACGUACCAGGUUGGAAAUUCUAGAGAAGGGUCUUGCCACUUCUCUACGGAAUGAUCUUCAGGAGGUGCCCAAGUUAUAUCCAGAAUUUCCACCGAAAGACAUAUCUGAAAAGGCACUGGUGCCUCAGUCCUUUAGUUCACCUCCUCAGCCCACUGAGGUAAAUGGAAACACUUCAGCUCCCAGUACAGGGUCAGUUCCUGCGUCUAGUUCUCUAUCCUUACCAUCUCAAAGUCCUCCAGCAGAAGCACCUCCUGCUUAUACUCCUCAGGCUGCUGAGGGUCACUACACGGUAUCAUAUGGGACAGAAUCGGGGGAAUUUUCAUCAGUUGGAGAAGACUUCUACAGAAAUCAUUCUCAGCCACCUCCUCUUGAGACUUUAGGGCUAGAUGCAGAUGAGUUGAUUUUGAUACCAAAUGGAGUACAGAUUUUUUUUGUAAAUCCUGCAGGGGAGGUUAGUGCACCUUCAUAUCCUGGAUAUCUUCGAAUUGUGAGAUUCUUGGAUAAUUCUCUUGAUACAGUUCUAAACCGUCCUCCAGGGUUUCUUCAGGUUUGUGACUGGUUGUACCCUCUAGUUCCGGAUAGAUCUCCAGUUCUUAAAUGUACUGUAGGAGCCUACAUGUUUCCUGAUACAAUGUUACAAGCGUCAGGAUGCUUUGUGGGGGUCGUCUUGUCUUCUGAAUUACCAGAAGAUGAUAGAGAACUCUUUGAAGAUCUGUUAAGACAAAUGUCUGACCUUCGGCUCCAGGCAAACUGGAACCGGGCUGAAGGAGAAAAUGAAUUCCAAAUCCCUGGCAGAGCAAGAUGCCCCUCUGACCAACUAAAAGAAGCCAGUGGCUCUGAUUUGGGACAGUUGGAUCCUUCAUUGGACCAAGGUAGUAAGGAUGUACGUCAUAAAGGGAAACGGGGUAAAAAGGGUAAAGGUACUUCAAGUGAAGAAGUCAAUCUGAGUCACAUGGUACCCUAUGAGCCAGUUGCAGAAGAAAAAGUAAAGGAAUUACCUGAAUGGAGUGAGAAAGUGGCUCAAAACAUUUUGUCAGGUGCUUCCUGGGUAAGUUGGGGUUUAGUCAAAGGUGCUGAAUUUACUGGCAAAGCAAUCCAGAAAGGUGCUUCUAAACUCCGAGAACGGAUUCAACCAGAAGAAAAACCAGUGGAAGUUAGUCCAGCUGUGACCAGGGGACUUCAUAUAGCAAAGCAGGCUACCGGAGGAGCAGCGAAAGUCAGUCAGUUCCUGGUUGAUGGAGUUUGCACUGUAGCAAAUUGUGUUGGGAAGGAACUAGCUCCACAUGUCAAGAAGCAUGGAAGCAAACUUGUUCCAGAAUCUCUUAAAAAAGACAGAAAUGGGAAGUCUCCCCUGGAUGGUGCUAUGGUCGUAGCAGCAAGUAGUGUUCAAGGAUUUUCAACUGUCUGGCAGGGAUUGGAAUGUGCUGCUAAAUGCAUUGUUAACAAUGUUUCAGCAGAAACGGUACAAACUGUCAGAUACAAAUAUGGACAUACUGCAGGAGAAGCUACACACGAUGCAGUAGAUUCUGCCAUCAAUGUUGGUGUAACUGCCUAUAAUAUUGACAACAUUGGCAUCAAAGCAAUGGUAAAGAAAACUGCUAAACAAACCGGACAUACAAUCCUUGAGGACUAUAAAAUAGUUGAUAAUUCAAAGGGGGGAAAUCAAGCAGGGGGAGCAAAUGUAAACAUGAAGGGGGAGAAGGAUGAUCAGACAGAGGAACUCGAGAAGAAUGAAGCAAAGAAGAAAGAUAAAUGAUGGAUAUGCUAUGAAUCACCUAUACCAAAUCCUUACAAGAUGGAUGCAGUUGUGUUGAUAGGCAAAUGUGAAAUUCCCCAUGGAUUAACCAAUAGUUUUUAAAUGUAUUCAUUUCUACAGAGUGACUGUUUAAUAAGUUUUAUGGCAUGUAUUCUACUUAUAAGGAAAAUAAUUGGUAUUCCUUCAUCUGGCCUUUAGAAAUAUAGUUAUAUUCUUAUAGUUUAUUUUUUUCUAAAUGUGGCUAACAUUUUUGCAGUUAAAACAAAACUAAUAAUGCAUGUGCCCUCAUUAAACCUAAUGUUAAACUAUUUUUAUAUUUGCUAUCUUUCAGAAAGCAAAGUAGGAUAUUAUUAUAUAUUUACAUAAAAUUUGGCAUUUAGUAACCUUAAUUUUACUUGUAGUGGGAAGGAAUGACUUAAAAUAUUAUUUCCUCUUUUUGCACUAAUUGUGUAUUUCUUUAGGUAUUUGUCAGUAUUUCCAGUAUGUAAGCUAAACAAAAACCAUAUUCCUAAACUAAAAUAAUUCUCAGAUAACAUUUAAAAAGACUUUUUCAAAACAGGGUAUAGACCAAUGAAAAACAAAAUAAGGUUUAUGAAAUUAUUUAAUAGCUUACUCUUCAUUAGGAAAUGAGAUGGUCUUUUAGACUUAAAAUGAAUACAGAUAGAUUAAUAAGUCUUCUGGAUUUCAACUUGUAUUGACCUAGUAAGAACCUGGGAAAUUUUGGGGUAUGAUUAGUAUUGCAUUAAAAUUUGCAGUAAUUAUUAAUCAGCUUAAUUGGGCAAAAAAUACUUUAAGAAAUCAUUUUGCCAUAUCUAUUUCUUUAAGUUUUUCUAAAAGGCUAAACUUUUAUAAAAACAAAUAUAAACAGUAUUGAGUUUAUGGAUGAUAAAUAUAUUUUUAUUUUGGAAUUCAGUCAUUGGAAUUUUAUAUAUUAAAAAGCCAAUAAAUUAAGUUAUUAGAAAGAAAAGCUUUUAUAAUUAAUGUAAUGAAUGUGAAGACAUUAGGCUUAAUCUGUGGUGAGUGGGCAUCACGGUUUCUACUUUGGCAGAAGACAGGAUAUUCACAGACCUAUAAGCUACAGAUAUGUAGGUAAAUAUCUAAUAGCAUUUUAUUUUUGUUUAUUGAUUUUGAAAGAUUGCUAUUGGUUUUUAUAGCUAUCAGCCAUUCUAAUAUUUUUUGAACCUCUAAUGGCUACUUAAUUUAUUAGACCUUAUUUGAAACUUUCUAAAUAAUGCACUUUUUGAACAAACUGUCCCUGAAUUACUUGGUCUCAAAUAUAUUCAUUGGUUUGUAUUUUGGGAACACAUAGAAUUGGUGGAGUCUGUCCCUAAGGCCAAGGGUUUUAUACUAGUUAAAAUGGAAUAAAAUUGAAUUGGUAAAUAGCUUUCAGUCAGUCUCUGCCUUGUUUAACAAAUGGAUGACAAAUAGUGGAGCUUAAAGUUUAAAAAGUAAACUUAGACCAGAGGUCAGCAAAAUUGGUUUUGUCAGCAGGUAUCUAGAUGAUUGUUUUACCUCAUUACUGUUAAGUUGGUUGUGGGUUGCCUUUUCAGAGUAACAGCUAGACAAAAUUUGGAUAAGUACAGCUUCUAUAUUAGAGCUCAACAGAAUGUGCAUGCGUGUGUGCGUGUGUGUGCGUGCGUGUGUGUGUGUGUGUGUGUGUGUGUGUGUAAUGAAUAAGGGGCCACAUACUAAACCUGACAAGCCCAGGAGAGGCUUUACAUGGUGAGCAUUAUAAACUCAGAGACAGAAAGUAACCACAAAGGAUGGUCUGAACAUAAAAAUUCUUAACUAAAAGUGAGUCAUGGUGGAGUCAUGUCCUAGAACAGUAUCUUCCUUGACAAAGCUCCGUCUUCACUUUCACUGAGCCUGUCUGUUGUCUUUUGGAAUUUAGGAUACCAUACCUUUGGAAUGUCAGAGUAAUCCCCUAUAUUCUAGAUCCCUCAGGGCACAGUUGCCCACCAUAACCUGAGACCACAGAACCCCUCAUUGUUAUCUUCUUCCCCAAACACCAUGUAUGUGCUGUAAAUGUGAAUUGUUAUCUACCCACCAAUGUAAAAGAAGUAUGUCUCUCUCCAUUUUACUUUUCAUCCAGUCCCAGAGAUUUCCUUGCUUUGCCUUUUCCUGCCUCCCUAAUCUACCACCAAUGGAUUUCAUAUAACUCCCCCUGAAUGUCUUCUCCUUGUAUUCUGAUGUAUUAAAUAAGCAGUAAAAUUGCUAUUCUCCAGAGCA